GUCCGUCAGUGUUCCCGGUGAGGACUCGCAGUGACUGUGUCCCGUUGGACUGAGGACAGAUCUGGAUAGACUCGGACCUGUGUCUCUGUAUCCCAGGCUGCGUCGUGGUCCGGCUCGGCUCGGCUCGGCUCGGUCUCCCUGUCCCGGGUCGGACCGACAUGACGCGGGAGUUAAACCAGACUGGAGCGCGUGGGACGAGGCUGUGAACGAGAGGACAGCCGCGUGCACGGCACGCUUGUCCGUGAAGAUUCAAUGAAACAUAAAGAUGGAAAACCUACUGAGUCAGGUAAUAUGUGCGUGUGUGCUGCUGAGCGGACACGUUGCUCCAGCGGAGUUAACCUGCGAAACACUGAUCCUGCUGUCGACCAACCUGACAGCGAGAGCGUUGGCGUUUCUGAACCAGACGUUCACCAUCAGUAACAUCUCAGGUGUUUACUGUGACCUGUCUGUGGACGGUAUAGGAACCUGUUGGCCUCGCAGUGCAGCUGGAGAGCUGAUCUCCAGACCCUGUCCUGAACAGUUCAACGGCAUCCACUACAAUACCACCAACAGAGUGUACAGAGAGUGCCAGUCUAACGGCAGCUGGGCUCCUCGAGGAAACUACAGUCAGUGCACCGAGAUCAUCAUCCUGAGGAAGACGAAGGUCCAUUAUCAGGUCGCUGUGAUCAUAAAUUAUCUGGGUCACUGUAUCUCUCUGGGAGCUCUGCUGCUGGCCUUCACUCUAUUCAUGAGACUCAGGAGUAUCCGCUGCCUGAGGAACAUCAUCCACUGGAACCUGAUCUCUGCGUUCAUCCUGAGGAACGCCACCUGGUUCAUCGUCCAGCUGACCAUGAACCCCGCUGUCACCGAGAGCAACCAGGUGUGGUGCAGGUUGGUGACAGCAGGUUAUAAUUAUUUCCAUGUGACGAACUUCUUCUGGAUGUUUGGUGAAGGGUGUUACCUGCACACCGCCGUCGUCCUCACCUACUCCACCGACAAGCUCAGGAAGUGGAUGUUCAUCUGCAUCGGCUGGGGUAUUCCAUUUCCCAUCAUCGUGGCAUGGGCUUUCGGGAAACUUUACUACGACAACGAGAAGUGCUGGUUUGGAAAGAAGGCGGGUGUUUAUACAGACUACAUCUACCAAGGUCCCAUGAUCCUCGUCCUACUGAUCAACUUUGUUUUCCUGUUCAACAUUGUCCGGAUCCUCAUGACCAAACUGAGGGCAUCGACCACCUCAGAGACCAUCCAGUACAGGAAGGCGGUGAAGGCGACUCUAGUGCUGCUGCCUCUGUUAGGUAUCACCUACAUGCUGUUCUUUGUGAAUCCUGGAGGAGAAGAUGAGGUCGCUCAGAUCGUCUUCAUCUACUUCAAUUCCAUCCUGGAGUCCUUCCAGGGUUUCUUUGUCUCUGUUUUCUACUGUUUUCUCAACAGUGAGGUGCGCUCUGCGGUCAGGAAGCGUUGGAUUCGUUGGCAGGACCGUCACUCCUUCCGGAGCCGGACAGUGCGCGCCACGUCACUGCCCACCUCACCAAGCAGAGUAUCCUUCCACAGCAUCAAACAGUCCUCAAACCUCUGACAGCGCUGAACUCACUCAACCUGUGAUGUCACUCCACGAUCAGGUCACAACAGCCAAUCACAGUGCAGGACAGUUUGUGGAGUCAAUCAGACAGUCUUGACUCUGGCCCCGCCUCUCUUCAUGUGUUGACCAAUCAGCUACUUCCACUGGAUGACGGACUGGUUUCAGGCCCCUGUCUAUAAUUAAUAAUAUUUAUUUAUUUAUUUAUUUUUUAUUUAUUGAUCAGUGAACUGUAACUGUCUGUUAAUAUGAUCACCAGCUUCCUCCUGUUUAACAGAGCUAACAACAAACACACACACAAACGUUCGCUUGCUGGUUGCUUGGUAACCAUCUGACCCACAGACUGUAAAUAAAGAUAGACGACGUGUCUCCGUCUCCUCCUUCAGCUAAAAUAUCUAGAUACAGUCCAUGUCGAGUUCAUGCCCACAUACACAUUCAACCAAUAACGGGCAGCACCACUGAUGACGAGCACACCGAUUGGCUCGCACAGCUGCCAGUCGUGACAUCACUCCAACUUUUAACAUCAGAUAACAAAUUAAAACCAUUUGAACAUCAGCGUGAUGAGAACGACCUGAACCGACCCUCAGCUGGCAUGGAGGGCCGGGGCGUAUGACAGUCAGCCAGCAGGGGGCCGUCCAGAUGUUUUUGCUGUCAUGUGAUUGUUUUUAUUUACAGUCUGUGGUCUGAAUGUUUCAUCUGAGCCGUCAAAACUACGACUCAGCAACAGGAUGAAAAAUAAAACUUUAAAUGUCACCAAACAGGAAGUCAGUCCGUCGUCACUGACGUCCUGUUAUUGUCGUCACUAACGUCCUGUUACUGUCAUCGCUGACGUCCUGUUACUGUCGUCACUAACUUUCUGUUACUGUCGUCACUUACGUCCUGUUACUGUCAUCGCUGACGUCCUGUUACUGUCGUCACUAACUUUCUGUUACUGUCGUCACUUACGUCCUGUUACUGUCAUCGCUGACGUCCUGGUCCUGUCGUCACUAACUUUCUGUUACUGUCGUCACUUACGUCCUGUUACUGUCAUCGCUGACGUCCUGUUACUGUCGUCACUAACUUUCUGUUACUGUCGUCACUUACGUCCUGUUACUGUCGCCGCUGACGUCCUGUUACUGUCGUCACUAACUUUCUGUUACUGUCAUCACUUACGUCCUGUUACUGUCGCCGCUGACGUCCUGUUACUGUCGUCACUGAUGAGCCAACAGAAGAAGAAGAAGCAGACCGAGAUUUCAACAGAAACCCUGAAGCACAAACAGCAGGAUGACACCAGGGGGCACUGCAACAACACGUAACAACUAAUUAUUAAACACAUGUUAAAUUCUGACAGAAUGUUUUGUGAAUCACUGAACUCAGACGGAGAUCUGCGAGCGUCAUGAUGAAACCCAGGAAGUUGUCUUUAAUAUGCUGACGAUGUGUUUUUGUAUAUUUAAUAUGAAUAUUUGCACUUUGAUGAGACAAACUGAACAAACAGCUGUAGAUUUUCUGCACAGGUAAACUCCUCACCUGUCCUGAGGUAAACAGGCCAGUUUAUGGCCCCACAGUAGAACUAACUGUAACCAUAGCAACCACAGUAACGAUAGUUACCAUAGUUACCACAAUAACCAUAGUAUAGGUAGGAAGUGUAGGUCUGUAGAUGAAAACACUCAGGAUGAAACACACACUGCUCCUCUUCCUCCUCUUACCUGAACUUAUCUUUAUUGUUAUGCCUGUGUGUGUGUGUGUGUGUGUGUGUGUGUGUGUGUGUGUGUGAAUAUUAAUUAAAGGCAUUAAUAAUACCAGCUGGAGAAAUCUUGAUGAUUUUAGUUUUUGUAAAUAUUUGAUGGGCGGCUGCCGUCUGUAUCUGCUGGUAUCUAAUAAACUCGU
This is a messenger RNA of Epinephelus fuscoguttatus (brown-marbled grouper), 3421 nucleotides long. It is a transcript of the gene crhr1, whose product is annotated as corticotropin releasing hormone receptor 1. Gene Ontology annotation, cellular component: plasma membrane; neuron projection. The transcript is spliced from 14 exons. Gene Ontology annotation, molecular function: corticotrophin-releasing factor receptor activity; G protein-coupled peptide receptor activity; corticotropin-releasing hormone binding. Gene Ontology annotation, biological process: adenylate cyclase-activating G protein-coupled receptor signaling pathway; cell surface receptor signaling pathway. The coding region runs from base 266 to 1555 and encodes 429 amino acids. Lineage: Eukaryota; Metazoa; Chordata; Actinopteri; Perciformes; Serranidae. The record is from RefSeq and is a predicted model, not a curated record.